GUGCCUGGCAAGGUUGAGCUGUUUACAGUUUGGGUUUAAAGAGCAGCAAAUGGGGGGCCCGUCCCUACAAUGAAGGAAUAGGGAGGGCAGACAGCAGACAGGGACUAAAAGAGGGAGAGAGAGGGAGUGUUACAGUGAGGGUACACAUGUAGUCUGCAUGGGGCAGGCUUGAUGGAACUACACAGUGGAACUUAGUAAUUUUUCACUGUCAUUUGCCACAGCUGCUACAUUGCAGCUCAUGUCUGCCUGAGGAAAGCUCAGCUGAACUGCAGCAGAAAAAGGAGCACAUUGUUCAACACUCAUUUGAUAUAUCAGUAAAAGGCUUUAAUGUGUCUUGGAUCAUCUAGUCCUGGAUGCGUCUGGAGAUACUUUUGAAUAGAACUUUCUUGUCCAUCAUGGUUCAGCAAAAACACUCUAUAACCAUGGACAGAGAUUCAACCCAAGAGAUAUUUGUGGGACUGGGUGCCGAGGAUGCACAUGAGGUAUUUGGGCACAGCCCAUCCAACAAAGACUGCAACUGGUGCAGAACUCCUACUGGGCACAUCAAGAGACCCAUGAAUGCAUUUAUGGUCUGGUCUCAAAUUGAGAGACGGAAGAUCAUGGAGCAAUGGCCUGACAUGCACAAUGCAGAGAUCUCAAAGCGCCUUGGAAAAUGUUGGAAACUCCUCUCAGAUUAUGACAAGAUACCCUUCAUCAAGGAGGCAGAAAGGCUGCGUCUAAAACACAUGGCUGACUACCCUGACUAUAAGUAUCGUCCCAGGAAAAAAAUCAAGUGCUCAAUGCCUGCCAAAGAAAAACUCCCACUGAAAGUAAGCAAAUCUUAUUCACAUCAAUCAGCCAGCUUCACCAGUAAAGAGUUUAAAGUUAAACCAAUUGCCUCCAAACAAAACCUGAUUUGUAAUGGCAAUAAAUAUAAGAACUAUAAUGAGAGCAUGCAUGAUGUUGACAUAGUGGAUGUAAACCUGGCAAGUUCAUUAACUGUGCAAGAUAAUCAGAAACAGACAACUCUUGUUCUCCAACAUCAGCCUACUAUCAUUCUCCCCAAGAACCAACACCCUAGACUAUCUCAACUCAGAGUCAAAGUGCCCAGCAUCCUCCAGAGUUCUGCCUCUGACACUGGCUCUAAGGUACUCAGAAAAGUUGUGGUGUCUGAGUUGCAAGGACCUAACUCCACAAGAUCCUCCACACCAACCUUCACAAGCUUCUCCUCUUUUGUGUCAUCUGUUUCUUCAGAUGAGGAACUGGAAGAGGAAACCUUGCAUAUCAUGUCUAAUACAAACUUUGAAAACAAACCUAUGGACUGCUCCAAUCUGGACAAGGACUUUGAAGCAUUUCAUGCUAACUCAGGAUCCCACUUUGACUUUCCAGACUACUGCACUCCAGAGGUGAAUGAGAUGAUUUCUGGGGACUUAUUAGUACCAAGUGUCUCUGACCUGGUGUUUACCUACUGAAUUUGAGGCCAAGUUAACCAUUGUUGCCAGACAUAUUUGCCAGUGAGAAAAAUAGUGGUCUUGAACAUGUUAAAUCUAGGUCUCUGACACUGGACAGUUCUUUGCCAUUAUUUUAUAUCUUUAUUGAUUCUUGCAUUUCGUGCUUUUGUUUUUGUUUUUCAAGCAUGACACAUCUUAUUGGCUUAGGAAAAACCAGCAAAGGGGUCUGUAGAGCCCUUAAGUAUUCUGGUACUUGAGGCUCAGUUUCAGAGAAAAGGCAGACAUUCGUUACAGAUAGCAUCAUGGCAGGUUGAGAAAAGUUCAAAUGAUUUAAAGUUUCUUUGUGACAGGGGACAAAGUAUUAACAUCAAGUCUGAAGUGUUGUCUGUUUGUCAGUACAACAUAGUACAACAUUUUAAUGUCCCUGAUCUGCAGAAUUUCAGCAUCAGUGCCAGCCUUUAAAAGGGGUGUUUAUAAAAUACAAAGUACUCUUAAUUUCAUGACUGAUCAUAAGAGCAUUACUAUUCUACCCAAACAAGAUAUUUUGUGGAUAGGAAGCUAUGUUAAGUGAUAAUCAUCUGAUGUGAAGCAAAUCUUUUAUCACUUAACAUAGCACUUGAUGAGCAUACAACAACUUGGAGAAACCUGCAAGGCAGAAACCACUGCAUAAAAAUACAGGUGCUUGUCACAACAUUGAUUUCCUUUUCUUUAAUUAAGUAGCAGAACUUUCAGUGCCUCACUAAUGUUGCAAGACCUUUGCAAUGCAGGUGUGAUUUAAAUGGUGCCCCUGUACUGUCCAUUCAUGUCAUUGUGUUCCUGGUCAGGCUGAGAAUGAAAGGCACAUAGAGGAAUUUGGGGAUAGGGAUAGUGGGGCUGGGGACUUUUCUUUCUGGCAGCUGUGCAAGUGGCCAUGCAGGCAACAGUUAUUAUGCAGAACAUCAGGGAGGGGAAGUAAGUGGGUUUUAUUGAUGGUGGGGAGGGGAUCUAGCCCGAGUCUGUAAAUGCAUGUGAUUUCUGCAGUGUGGCUACAGCUGCCUUGAUCAGUGUUAUAAAUCUGUGUCUGCCAACUGGCCCCAUUAACUCUUUUGUGGAUCAUUUGUCUAGGUACUAGUGCAUCCUUUAGGUAAUUCAUCUGUGAUGAUCCUUGUGUGUGAUUGUACAAGACCGUGUGUGAGUUUUUCUCUUUUGUCUGCUGUUCCUGCACAAAGGAGCUGGCUAGGGUGACUGAGUACUCAGGUUUCUUGCUAUUUUCAAAUGAGACUUUUUUUCUGAAAAAAACACCCAUGCUUUUAUUAAUUUCAGCUUGGUGCUAUUUUCCUAUCACCAUCAGCACAGAUGCUGGUCUUACAUAGAUAAUGUGGUUCAACUCCUGCCACCUUUGCAAAGAUGCCGAGACAUGUGAUACAGCAGCAACUAACCAAGGAAAUAAGGUUUCAAUCAAAUGAGUUUGUUUUUAGGUUAGCCUCGUUUGCUCAGGCUGCAUAAUGACAGUUUGUCGCAUCAACCUGCAGGUCCACUGAAUGUUUUUUUCUUACUGUAUUCCCUACAAGAUCAGCCAGACCAGUUCAAAAUGACUUCAAAUGUAAGACCACCACUUUUUCAUAAGUUUCAUAGAGUUUAAUUUUUCAUAUAGUUUCACUAGUCUUAGAACUAGCUAUGCUGUGUGUUUGUUAACUGAUGCCACAUCCAUGAUAAAAGGUUAUAUGCUUAAGAAUAAUUUAGGUAUCCAUGGUUGUGAACUGUGAGUGGAACAUUUGAGAAAAUAUGAAGAGAAGCUUCAAGACCAAUGCAUUAUCAGAGGCCUUCAAGUAUCCUUAUAUUGUUAUAUUUUGUCCACUAAAUAGACUAGAACAAGGCAGAACAAUCUGCCUUUUAUACAUGUACAAUAAGGAAAGAUUUAGGCAUUGCAUCUUUGAUAUGAUCGAAAUGUUAGAAACAAUGCUAGAAUAUGAAUUUUGUAAACGAUUGUGUCCAUGAUUAAUUAAUUAAUUGUGAUAUGCACUGGUGGAUUAAGUAUGAAUGCAAUGGCAGUGGUGAUGCAUAAUACUAACUGGUAUUACAAAACUGAUUCUAUACUUUACCUGCAAAAAGCAAAUGCACAAAUGUGACAGAGAAGGAUUUGUGAAUGAGUGUGAAAAAAAUUGUAUUUGGCUUCAACUAUCAGGGAAACUGUUUAGUUGUUUCCUUCCAUGCAAUGCACAUUCAUGAGUGCCCCAAGGAUACUAAAAUUCAGUGAUAUGAGUAGGCAUAGCUGCAUAAACAUACUUUCAAAUAAAUAUGCCAAUCAAACAUAUAUGCAUGCAUAUGUAAUAUACACAAUACACACUGAAAAAACAAUACAAAAAUAAAACUCCAGCAUUCAAAAUAAACUCAGGACUGUUAUCAGCUCACUGUAGAACUGUCCCUGUUUUGAGUUCAGCCAUUACUAAUAUGCUUAAGGAUAUUUACAAUUAUAGAUUAAUUUGAAUUCAUGAUUGAAAAUGUUUGUAGUAAAUAUGACGAAUUUGCAAAUAUUAAAUAUUCCAAAUGGCAUGGUGCAGUUUUUUAGGCACAUUUUCAACUGUAAAUAAAACAUUUAUUUAAUCAUUAACAAAAUGUUUGAAUUAAUUUAAUCAUCAUCAAUGAUCUUUGUAGUAACUUUAAAAAAUCUCUGGAUUAUUUUGUCAAACAUUGAAUGAUUAUAUAAUUAUUUUAUAAUGUUUCUGAUUUGUUUAUUUAUUCCGCAUUUUAGCAACAGUGCCAGAAAAUGGUCAGACAAUUCACAGAUGGCCUUUGGCAAUUUAGUGUCAGAAUGAUAAGUGAAAAAAAAAGGAGAAAAAUAAGCAGUAUAUAAAUGAAGCAAUGUAACAAAAAGCCCAUCUGGUCCACACCUCCUACUCUUGGCUGGCACUUGAUGAAUAGCAUUCUCAGAGACAGAAACAGAAGGAAAACACUAAUUUCACACAGGUCCUGACUCCACUUCAAUCAGACUGUCAUAAAUGGAGCAUGUGGUAUGAUUCAAUAUUAUAGCACACCAGUCAACCAGAAAAUCAUUGUGUAAGGCUUGUCUGAAUGUACAAUAUUCCAAAUUCUGGUCUCAGAGUCUUUGUAUGAUUCCCCUGUGCUCUGCCCAAUUGGUAGGUAUAUUAUAAUGUGGUUUAUUGUUCUAUAAUCACAUGGAUUACACCAACACAGAUUUGCAUUGUUGGUAUUCAGAAUACUGAAUAAAAUAAUCUUCCAUGGAAAAACCAUGAGGUCAGUACAGGAUGAGUGGAUGAUAUUGUACUUGAGAUUUUAGCCAUCAUUUACAGUAACAAACCAAAGUACAAUGCAACCACAUUGCCUUACAUAACAGUACAAAUUGUUUACAGGUCUUAAGCUUAGUUUUCUUUUGAAUUUGACUGUUAUUAAAUAAUUUUUCUUUUGACUUUGAUUGUCAUUAUGCAUGGAUAUUUCUCACCUGUUCAUACAAUAUGUUAGUGAACCAACACUUAGAACACAAAUACUUCUACAUGCUUCAGUAAUAGUGUAUAGCUGGCAAAGCAUUGUAUUGGUAAUAACUAAAUAACAAUUUUAUUUUUAUUUUUUGUUUGUUACUUAUACAGUGCAUAUCACUAAAGAAUGUACUGUAAAUUUUUACAGUAAUUUACUGGCAACAGAGUUGCCAUUAUUAUGUACUGUAAUAAUAAAUAUGUACUGUAAUAACUUGCAUAGUAUAAAAUAACAUAAACCAGUACAUUUGCUCAUUAAGCUGAUGCUUUUUUUAAAAAAAAUCUACUUAUAGUUGAGGCAGGCUACAACUGAUCUGAAGGUUAAGGGUCUUGCUCAAGGACACAACCACGGCAGUUUGGCAGUGUUGGGACUGAACACAACUUUUUGUUCUGUAACACAAAGCCUUAACCACUGAGCCACCACAACUAGCUCAACUAACUUGCAUUGAGUUAAUGCAAUCUUUUAGUGUGAGUUAAUUCAGUGAUGGAGUUGGAUGAACCAGUAUGAGUCAGCUGAACUGGUUGUGGUGGCUCAGUUGUUAAUGCUUUAAGUUAAUGAUGAGAAGGUCUGGGUUCAAAUCCCAGCACAGCCAAACUGCCAGGGUUGGGUCCUUAACCAAGACCCUUAACCUUCAGCUCAGUUGUAUCUUUAUAAGUCACUUUUUAAAUCAUCAGCCAAGUGAGAAAAUGUAUUGGGUUAUGUGUUAUUUUAUACCAUGUAAGAUAUUACAGUACUUAUCUUUAA
Molecule: messenger RNA, 5645 nt
Organism: Ictalurus punctatus (channel catfish)
Lineage: Eukaryota; Metazoa; Chordata; Actinopteri; Siluriformes; Ictaluridae
Gene: sox12
Product: SRY-box transcription factor 12
Exons: 2
Coding region: 354-1451 (365 amino acids)
Biological process (GO): cell differentiation; regulation of DNA-templated transcription; anatomical structure morphogenesis
Molecular function (GO): DNA-binding transcription factor activity, RNA polymerase II-specific; RNA polymerase II cis-regulatory region sequence-specific DNA binding
Source: RefSeq, a predicted model, not a curated record